UCUGAAAGCUACAUUUUCUCUCUCUUAAACCUUCAUUUUUUUUUCUUCAUAUUAUUCAUUUAUAAACUGAAAAAAAUUAAUAAUUACAAGAAGAAGAAAGUAAAGAUCGAUAUUAGAUCAUUUGAAGAUAUGGGUAGCGGCUAUUUUGGGAUUCCUAAAAUGGGAAACUCUAAUGAUAAAUCAUCGUCAUCAUCUAGGAAGAGUAAAAAGAGUGGCUCUGAGAAGCCUAAACAACCUCAAAGAGGUCUCGGGGUUGCGCAGUUGGAACAAAUCCGACUGCGCAGCCAGAUGGGUUGUAGCGGGUUUAACUCUUCCCCUGCCCCGGCCACCUUUCAUCAGGAAGAUGUGAGAUUGCAAGGACUACAAAGUUACGGAGUACAACAAUCUUCGACAUCAUAUAAUAAUCCAUACUAUUCACAAUCUACUUCACCUUCAACUUCAUCAACUUCUUAUGCUCAUCAUCCUAACUUCAUGAUGGUAUUUGGAGAUCAUGAAAGGUCCAAUUUAAGAUACCAAGAUUCUCAGCCUAGUAGUGCACAAAGAUGGAACCCUAAUGGUAUACUAGAGAGCUCGACGUAUACACAAGCAGGCGCGAUUCCUAGGCAUCGAAUUAGCUAUUAUGAGGACUCGAGGCAUCAAAGAAUUGAUUUCUUGAGAAACAGCCAGAAUUCAGAAUCAAGUGACCAGGAAGAAGUAGAUUUGGAGCUCAGGCUAUCACUCUAAUCAAUAAAAUGAUUUCCCGGAGGCUCCGAGAACUCGGGUUUAAUCUAUAACGGCCAGAAUGAAGUUGAAUCAAGAAGAUGCAGUAUAUAUCAUGUUCAUCAACGGGGAGAACACGUACAAGUAUUAUACAAAUCUCGAUCGAUAUUUGGAAGAUAAUUAACCUAUCAAGAUCGCUUAUUAGAGUCGAUGUAAUUAUAUUCUUCUGAUGUGCUUGUAUAUGCUUUGAUGCAUUACUAAUUAACAUCGAGAGGCAAAUCGAGUAGCAGAUUAAGUUAAUGGAAAAUAUAAUGUGAUUUUAGAUGGUAUACAAGACUAUUGUGUAUUUGCCUUUAUGCAUAUAAUUAAGUGGAGAGCUAAAUUAUAUAGUACGUCUGUAUUUUUUAGCCACAAAUUUCAGCUAUUUGCAACCCUUGUUGAUCAUGGAAAAGAAUUUUCGGACAGAAAUGAUUACAAGUAGGUUUUUUUUUUUUUCUUUUUGUUGUGAAAGAUGUUAGAGUAUGGAUGAAUAUUCUCAUUUUAAUCUGUACAUAAGUGCAUUAAUAACAUCUUUUUUAAGUACACUUUUUAAAAUAUUAGACUAUUUUAGCUAUGAUUAUAUACGAAUUAUUCCUCUAACAAGCUGGUAGAGUAACGUAGCUUGAAAUUUGAGCAUUUCUUCCAACUACUUAUUUUCGUCAGAGAAUUGAAUAGAGUGACAAAGAGGAUCGAAGAAAUUAAAUC
This is a messenger RNA of Chenopodium quinoa (quinoa), 1443 nucleotides long. RefSeq names its product protein SPEAR3-like. Lineage: Eukaryota; Viridiplantae; Streptophyta; Magnoliopsida; Caryophyllales; Amaranthaceae. The transcript is spliced from 5 exons. Bases 130 to 723 code for a protein of 197 amino acids. The record is from RefSeq and is a predicted model, not a curated record. Gene Ontology annotation, molecular function: DNA-binding transcription factor activity.